AUGUUGGAUCCUUACGAGAGGGUGAAGGCUGGAAGGUUAGCGUUUAAAGGAGGCGAUCUAGCCAAGAUCAAAAAGAAUAAAAAGCCAAAGAAGAAGACGGAAAAGCUCAACGGCGCCAGUGUGGAAAAGAUGGCUCCCGUUGGUGCAGCCACUUCCUCUGCCCCAGAUGUUAAAGAUGAUCUCUACUCUAUCAACGCCGCGAAGAAGAGGAGUUAUGAUGAGCUUGCCCCCGUGGAGGCAAAGAAGUUCGGUUACAUUCCUAAAUCAAACUUUGAUUCGAUGGCAGAGGCUCUCGACGAUAGAGUCAAGAAGAAGGCCGACCGCUACUGUAAAUAUAAUCUUUUGCAUCUCCUUUGUUGA
This is a messenger RNA of Eruca vesicaria subsp. sativa (arugula), 360 nucleotides long. The record is from the annotation of a GenBank genome assembly. NCBI's taxonomy places the organism in Eukaryota, Viridiplantae, Streptophyta, Magnoliopsida, Brassicales, Brassicaceae.